Paramecium tetraurelia is the source of this 391-nucleotide messenger RNA. RefSeq lists its product as uncharacterized. The record is from RefSeq and is a predicted model, not a curated record. Gene Ontology annotation, biological process: tRNA methylation; rRNA (guanine-N7)-methylation; peptidyl-glutamine methylation. Lineage: Eukaryota; Ciliophora; Oligohymenophorea; Peniculida; Parameciidae. The transcript is spliced from 3 exons. Gene Ontology annotation, molecular function: protein heterodimerization activity.
AUGAGAUUGUUGGUUCACAAUUUACUUAUGUGUAACAAAUGUGAUAAGAACAAUUAUCCUCUUAAAAUAGAAGUCAAUAAAAGCGUAAUAAUGGAAUUAGAAUUCAAAAAAGACGCAAUUUUAAAAUUAAUUCCAAAACUUGAUUUUGAAGUAUUAUCUAAUACAGUCAGAGAACUUGGAUUCAAGUAAUUCCCUAAGCAAAUUCCUCCAAAUGUGGAUUAAGACUUAGUCUUUUUAAAAGACUUGCAUCGAGUUUUAUUUGAGACCCACAUUAUGGAUGGCCAAUUGACUUGCCCUAAUCCAUCAUGUAAAAGAAAUUAUCCAAUCACAAAUGGAAUACCUAAUAUGAUCCUUACAGAAGAUGAACAAUGAUAUAAAUUGGUAAUUUGUC